AUGAACGCAUUCUCGAGGCUGCUCCCUGUUCUAGGCAGUGCUUAUGGCCUCCAAGCCGCACUCGCUGCAAUAUUUGUCCCUCAAGCCAACGAGAAAUUCUACGACCUCGGCGGCGCCCUGGGCUUUAUCUCUACCACGCUCAUCUCGCUCUACUAUCCAGCUGUCCGAGCACAGAUUCGAUAUGGCAGCGCAGCGGCCCCGUUUCCAUCUCUUUCGAGCUUCGCGCCCCGGCAGCUGCUAUUGAGCGCCGCGUUGGGAAUUUGGAGUGUGCGGCUCGGGAGCUUCCUUGUGCAGAGGGCUAUCAAAGCUGGUGGAGAUUCUAGGUUUGACGAGGUGAAGCACCAGCCAACCAAGUUCACUGCGUUCUGGAUGGCGCAAGCCACUUGGGUCUUCCUGGUUGGCCUCCCAGUCUACCUGGUCAACACCCUACCUUCAAACCUUCACCCUGCCCUUGGCCUCCGGGACUACGCCGCCAUCGGCAUCUAUGGCUCCUCCCUCCUCUUCGAGGUGAUAGCCGACCGCCAAAAAUCUGCCUGGCGCCACGAGAAGGAAAACAAGCAGCACGACGACAAGUUCAUCACUAUCGGGCUCUGGAGCCUCAGCAGACACCCGAACUACGUCGGCGAGGUCGGCAUAUGGACUGGCAUAUGGAUGCUGGCCAUCGGAUCUCUGCAGACAGCUUACUUCCCCGCGUACACCUUCGCGCUGGCCGCCAUCAGUCCGAUCACGACUUACACGCUCCUUCGCAACGUUUCCGGCGUCCCGCCCUUGGAGGCAUCGGGCGACAAGAAGUUCGGCCAAGAUCCCAAAUGGAAGGAAUACAAAAAGACGGUGCCCGUCUUCUGGCCUUGGGGUGGAUACGACUAA
Messenger RNA from Heterobasidion irregulare TC 32-1, 867 nucleotides. RefSeq lists its product as uncharacterized. Gene Ontology annotation, cellular component: membrane. The coding region runs from base 1 to 867 and encodes 288 amino acids. NCBI's taxonomy places the organism in Eukaryota, Fungi, Basidiomycota, Agaricomycetes, Russulales, Bondarzewiaceae. The record is from RefSeq and is a predicted model, not a curated record. The transcript has 9 exons. Gene Ontology annotation, molecular function: oxidoreductase activity, acting on the CH-CH group of donors. Gene Ontology annotation, biological process: lipid metabolic process.